UAGUCAGUUUGCAAAAGAAAUUCGUGGCGCAAAGUGUGCCUAGUGGAGCACAGGAGAGCUUAUAUGCAAACCUUAAGGAUAUACCACAAGGAUGCGAUCAAUGCAGCGAUCACUAUUGCUACUGGCUAUGUCAGCCAUCCUGUUCUGUGCUGCAGUGGCUCUGCCCACAAAACUGUCCAAAUCCGAGGAGGAUUGGCUGGAGCAGAUGCUGACGGAGAGCGAGGAUGGCGGUGAGCUGCUGGACCUGGACGACAGCACCGGAAACCACAUCAGUAAACGAUCUACCGAGGAUUCCAGCAGCUCCUCUGAGGAGCACAAGGGCCAGAAGAAGGACAAAUCGAACAGUUCCUCCGAAGAGCAGACAAAAAAACCUGCGGAUAAAGAAACUAAUACGGAACAUGAGGCUAGGAAACGCAGAAGCGCGGAAGAUUCGAUGAAGCUAGCCUUUUGCCAACAACUGGAAGAUUUGGAUAUUAAGCAUACCAUUCUGCAUGACACUUUCGUAGACUUUUGUAAGCUAGGCGAGUCUAGAAGAAGGCGUCAGGCUACCGAAAGCCAUUCCAGCCAGCUCGGCGAUCGGAUGAGCAGCGAUGAGCCGACCCUGGAUCCCCAGGCUGAGAAGGAGCUGGACGAGGAGAUGGCGCAGGCUGCAGCGGAGCUUUUGAAGGGCAAGGAUAACACAAGCAUCGAGGACUAUGCCCAGGGAUGCGAAGUCAUGGAGGUCAGCUCCAAAGAGGCCAACGAAGCCACCUAUGCCGAAUGAUAUCUCUUAGAGAACUUGAUUUGAAAUAAACAUAAAUAACAUUACAA
Molecule: messenger RNA, 810 nt
Organism: Drosophila santomea
Lineage: Eukaryota; Metazoa; Arthropoda; Insecta; Diptera; Drosophilidae
Exons: 1
Coding region: 92-763 (223 amino acids)
Source: RefSeq, a predicted model, not a curated record